AAGUUUUUUUAACAUGUGCUAAGGUAUCGCCUUCCCUAAAGUCUCACAAGCUCAGAAAAUAAUAAAUAAAUAAAUAAUAAUCACCGAUUUCCAAAAAUUCUCCUCUGGAGAAACAUCACACCUGAAACUCCAUGCGAAUUUUCCUCUCCUGAGUGAUCUCUGAUAGUUUUUAUUGGUUGCUGUGAAUAUCUACUGGGGGCGCUCCAGACCGGCGUAUUAACCACCUUUGACUUUGUAUUUUGUUGAUAUGUGCAGUACAACAGCGUUAACGUCACAAGGCGGGAAGGAAAUUGAAAAGGGGCUUACAGAAAAAGAAGGGCUCGUUUUUACAUCAUUCGCAGUCAUUAAAAAUAGAUAAAGGACACAACAAACAAAUUAACACAAGCGGGAAAAAUCUUCUCUUGCUCGCUGCAGACACCUACUGACCACGAGGUUAAUUAGAAGCUGCAGCGAGCAUGCGGUGUCUCCUAGUACAGCUUUAUGUUCUACUGUUGUUGUCAGGAUUAAGUACCGAGAAGAACAGUGUCACUCAAAGACAAGGAGAGCUGACCGGGGUACAAAAUGAAUCUGUCACACUGGACUGUACUUUCUCGACUGAAGAUGCAGGUUAUGACAUAUAUUGGUACAUACAGGAGAGCAGCGGCCAGACGAAAUACCUCUUCCGAAGGUCUGCCAGAAGCGAGCACAACGGGGCUGGGAGCCGGUUCUCACUGGACUUCAGGCCAGCCGAAAAAUACGUGGGUGCCCCAUUGAAUUCAAUGGGCCAGACCCCAGGUUUCAGCCAGGGACAAGGCAGUGUCACGCAAACACAAGGGCAGAUGGAAAAGCUGGGGGGUCAGACUAUCACCCUGGAGUGUACUUUCUCCACUGCAUACCAGAAUUAUUACUUAUUUUGGUACAGACAGCAACGAUCAGGGAGAAUGGAUUUCCUCUUCCGAAUAGAUUAUAAUAAUGCUGAAAAGAAUGGAGCCGGGAGACGGUUUUCUGCACAAUUCAGGAAAUCCUCCAAAUUCUUCAGUUUAACCAUUAUAGAACUAAAGCCGACGGACUCAGCGAUGUAUUUCUGUGCUCUGUGGGAAGACACCGUGAGCCGUUUAAUAGGGAGCCCUGUACAAAAACCCAUCCCCUUGGCUUUCUCAGCAUGAGGAACACAACUGUAGAGUAGAAUCCCCAGGCCCAGACAGAUGGUUAAACCAGAUGGAGGGGCUGGUAUGAAUCACAGGGCCUGACAGCUAUGAAGCCUUCUGGGUCUCGUUGACCAUUGAUCAGAGGGGUAGCCGUGUUAGUCUAGAUUUGUGUGCACCUGAUGAAGCGGGUAUUCACCCACGAAAGCUUAUGGUCCAAUAUGUCUGUUAGUCUAUAAGUUGCCACAGGACUCUUUGCCGCAUUUACCAUUGUAUUACCCCAGAUUAACCUCACUUUACCCACAGUGGGUCUGCUCCUCAGCUGAGGUGAAUCACUGUGGGCUAGAUGGAGUCAACUGGGCCAGGUCCACCACAGGUAACAAUCAGCUGUAAUUCCACUGGGGCUGGAUUCCCCUAGAUGGAGUAAACCAGCGUGGGGCCAGUGGGAUAGAUACACAAAGGCACAACACACGGAAGCACGCAGACACACACGCACGUGCAAACACAAACAUAGAGACAGAAAGACACCCACAAAACCAGGACACGAAACCCAGAGCUUUUAAGUCUUCCACAAUGUCUUUAAUUCAGUUCUCACCAAGUAGCAACAAUAAGGACAAUGAAAAGGAAAAUGAACAAGAAAAAAAAAAAAGACAGAA
Dermochelys coriacea (leatherback sea turtle) is the source of this 1780-nucleotide messenger RNA. Its product is annotated as T cell receptor alpha chain MC.7.G5-like. The record is from RefSeq and is a predicted model, not a curated record. Lineage: Eukaryota; Metazoa; Chordata; Testudines; Dermochelyidae. The transcript has 4 exons. The coding region runs from base 456 to 1145 and encodes 229 amino acids.